CAGUUGAGCUGAGACCGUAGGAAGAUAAUAACCAUCAGGUGCUCUUGGGGGCAGAGGGUCGGGGGCGAUGGAGCUCUGUACGUCGCCGUGCGGGUGGUCCAAUUUGAGUCUCAGGCAUUUGCAGGCACGGCAUGGCGUCAGGAGAUCGUCGAUGGCGACGACGCAGUCGAGGGGAAUGGUGCGGAGCAAGGGACGCGAUGUGGACGGAAUCGAGCAGGACGCGGCGGGAGGAGCUGGAGUGGAAUUCAAUCCGCAGCUGCUGCGCAGCAGACUCUACCGAAUCGGAUUGAUCAUGGCCUGCCCGCCGCUGGCGACCUCGGUGCUCGAUUCCUCCAGCAGUGCGCUCGCACUUGACGGGAAUGCAGCGGCAAUUGCUGGUGCGGCUAUGUCUGACCCGUGGACCUCGUCAGCCUCGUUCGAGCUCGUGCACCGGCUGGUGGGCGUGCCUCUGGCUGACUUGGACCCCGACACGGCCAAGCUCGCCAUCACCGUGCUCGGGCCCUUGUUCGCCUUCUUCAAUCUGCUCUUCAUUUUCCGAAUUGUCAUGUCGUGGUACCCUCAAAUUCCUGUCAGCAAGUUCCCUUUUGUCCUCGCCUACGCCCCCACGGAACCCAUUCUCGGCCCGACCCGACGACUCAUUCCUCCCGUCGGAGGCGUGGACGUGGCCCCUGUCAUCUGGGUCGCCCUCAUGAGCUUUCUCAACGAGAUUCUUCUCGGCAAGCAAGGACUCUUCAUUCUUCUCUCUCAGCAGCAAUCCUGAGUCCCGAGGAGCCCUAUCUUGAUCUUGCUCCUGGCCUUUCUUGCUCCAGCCUCAUCUUGUAUCAGAUCAUAUGGUGCUGCCAUGAAAUUUUCUGAAUUUCGAUGGCAUGAAUUCUGUGGCCGACUGAUUGACGGUUCGAGAUGGAAUGGUGGAGUGGAAGUGAAGGCUGUGGGUGUGAGAAGAGGAGAAUUGAGUUCGAGCUUAAAGAGGAGGUCAAUCAUUCGGCGAUGGUGGGGGAGGUCCGAGUGGCGCUGUACCUGACGAUGGAAGAGUUGUUUGUAGUCAGUUGUACAUAGCGGAGAGAUGGAAGAACAGAAAGAUUGCGGGUUUGCGAUCGCUGUGAACAAUGUCUGCCUCUCCUGCUGUUGUAACAUGAAUGUACGUUAAACUUUCACGAAGAGUAUCGUGAUGAUGGAAGAGAUUCGAGUCAGAAGAAAGAUACGAGCUCAGUAAGUUACUGCGAACAUCUCAGGGCGGACAUUCCAGAUUUUUGUAGAUUCUACGCCUUGGAAAGACGAAAAUUUGUGAGAGCAAUUUUGGCUAGGUUGUAAAUACGGACGGGCUGGCUCAGCUGUCUGUCCUAAUGUAAGAAUGCAGGGAUGCUGUGUAUUUAUCCUUUCCGUCUUGUCUCACCAUGUUCGUUACAAAUUUCAUUCCUUGUCUCCUUUUGGA
Molecule: messenger RNA, 1432 nt
Organism: Marchantia polymorpha subsp. ruderalis
Lineage: Eukaryota; Viridiplantae; Streptophyta; Marchantiopsida; Marchantiales; Marchantiaceae
Source: the annotation of a GenBank genome assembly